Striga hermonthica is the source of this 375-nucleotide messenger RNA. Lineage: Eukaryota; Viridiplantae; Streptophyta; Magnoliopsida; Lamiales; Orobanchaceae. The record is from the annotation of a GenBank genome assembly.
AUGGGCGACGCGAUAAGGUUCAAACGAUCUCCAUCAAAGUCUUCGUCUUCUUGGUCUUUGUCUUCGUCUUCUUGGUCUUUGUCUUCGUCUUUCUCAGACUCAGAAGGAAUUGGAGUUUUAGUUGGAGUUUUCCUAGUUUUUUUCGUUGGAAUUGAUGUUGAUGCUGAAGAGGAGCUCAAAGAAGCUUUCAAAGUGUUUGACAAGGAUCAAGAUGGCUACAUAUGUGCUGAAGAGCUUCAGCACGUGAUGAUCAGUCUAGGGGAAAAAUUAAGUGAUGAAGAAGUGGAGCAGAUGAUUAGGGAGGCUGAUUUGGAUGGAGAUGGACAAGUUAACUAUGAUGAAUUUGUCAAGAUGAUGAUGAUGAUCACUAUUUGA